GUUCACUUAAGCGAUAGAGCACCUGCUUCCAUGAGCCAUUUUGGUAGCCAUCAUUUGCACUCUCCACUAUUCCUUUACAAACCUCUACCUGUUACAUUUGCAGGUCUUGAUGGACUGUCCGAACGUUGCGCUCAGUACAAAAAGGAUGGUGCUGACUUUGCCAAGUGGCGCUGUGUGCUGAAGAUCGCAGACCACGCACCCUCAAGCCUUGCAAUCUACGAAAAUGCCAACGUAUUGGCGCGGUAUGCCAGCAUUUGCCAGCAGAACGGUCUUGUGCCAAUCGUGGAACCCGAAAUCCUGUCUGAUGGAUCACAUGACCUCCAAAGAUGCCAGUAUGAAACAGAAAAGGUCCUGUCUGCAGUGUACCAUGCCCUCAUCCAGCAUCAUGUAUAUCUUAAAGGCACCCUCUUAAAGCCAAACAUGGUGACAGGAGGACAGUCAAGCCCUCAAAAAUUUACACCUGAGCAGGUCGCCAUGUCAACUGUUACUGCCCUGAGACGAACAGUCCCUUCCGCAGUUCCCGGUAUCUGUUUCCUGUCUGGAGGUCAGAGUGAAGAAGAGGCAUCGCUUAACCUGAAUGCCAUGAACAGCUGCAGUCUCCCUCGCCCCUGGCGUCUGUCCUUCUCUUAUGGCCGUGCCCUGCAGGCCUCAGCACUAUCUGCCUGGGUCGGGAAAGCAGAAAAUGAGAAAGCAGCACAGGAGGCUUUUGCUAAGAGGGCAAAGAUCAACGGUUUGGCAUCUCUCGGGAAGUAUGUACCUUCUGGGUCUUCAGACGCCGCCUCCUCCAAAUCCCUCUUCCAGCCCAGUUACACCUACUAAAUGUUGCCCUCGAUUGCCCUCUUGUGUUACAUCUUUACAUUCCUCCUGGAGUUAUAUGACUGGCAUUACUGCCGCAUCUCCCACACACUGAGCCAAUCAUAUUAGUUGCUACCAUGGCAACAAUGGACAGGGCAAUACAUGCCAUGUGCAGCAACCCAUACCAACCAAUCAGAUGACAUCUUUUACUGGUGUGAGAGCAACAGUCAGAAAACAGUUUGCUAAGGGUUGCUGCACUUUGCA
Molecule: messenger RNA, 1059 nt
Organism: Nanorana parkeri
Lineage: Eukaryota; Metazoa; Chordata; Amphibia; Anura; Dicroglossidae
Product: fructose-bisphosphate aldolase B-like
Exons: 5
Biological process (GO): fructose 1,6-bisphosphate metabolic process; glycolytic process
Cellular component (GO): cytosol
Molecular function (GO): fructose-bisphosphate aldolase activity; fructose-1-phosphate aldolase activity
Source: RefSeq, a predicted model, not a curated record